AUGAAUUCAUUCAAUUCAUCCAAUGGAUCAUCAUCAUCAUAUACAUAUACAAUAGAAGAUGAUAUACCUACACUAACUUAUAGACCAAAUUCAAAUUCAUCAACAAAUACUUAUGUUUCACAAUCAUCUAAUAAUUCAAAUUUAAAAUAUGAAGAAAAUUCAUAUAUUGAUUGGAAUAAAGAAUCAUUACAAAAAAAUCCAGAAUCUUUAAAAUUUUCAUCAACCACCUUUUCAAGUUCAUCAUCAUAUAUAAAUAUAUCCAAAAAAUGGUUAACUGUAAUAUUAUCAGCAAUAAUAUUAGGUUAUAUAACAGCAGCAAUAGAUUUAAUAUCAAUUACAUUAAAUGAUUUAAAAAAAGGUGUAUGUUUAAGUAAAAAUUAUAAUGAUUGGAGUGUUUUCAAUCCUUAUUUAACUUGUCCUACAAAUGAUUGGAAUAAUUGGUCAAAUCUACUAUUUAAUUCAAUUUCGGUGGUUGGUGAUAUUUUUUUAAAUUUUCCAAUAUAUUACAUAUUUGCAAUAGCAUUCACUGCUAUAGCAACUUAUUUAAGUAUUAAUUCAAAAAUCAUCAUCAAACAAUCAGGUAUACCAGAAAUUAAAAUUUUAAUACUGGGAUUUAUAUUAAAUUAUAAAAAAAUAUUAGGUUUAAAAACUUUAAUUUAUAAAAUCGUUGGAUUAAUAUUAGUUGUUAGUUCGGGGCUUUGGUUAGGUAAAGAAGGUCCAUUAGUUCAUGUAUCUUGUUGUAUUUUCAAUAUAAUAUUUGAACUUUUAUCAAAUGGUGGUGGCAACAGAAUAAAUGAAUCAAUAAGAAGAGAAAUUUUAAGUGCUGCUACUGCAACUGGUAUAUCAGUUGCUUUUAAUUCUCCUAUUGGUGGUGUAUUAUUUGUAUUAGAAAGUAUGCCAUCUUUUUUCAAUCCAACAAAAAUUAUAUGGAUUUCUUUUGUUUCUGCUACAAUUGCAAUAAUUGGAUUAACUGGAUUUAAUGUAUUUACUGAUGGUGGGAAUUUUAUAGAACAAGAUUUAUUUCAAGUUAUAUUUGGAAAUUUUAGUUGGUUAUUUUUAGAAAUUAUACCUUUCACUUUAUUAGGAUUUAUUGGAGGAAUUUAUGGAUUUUGUUUUAUAAAAUUAAAUCAAUUUUUUCAAAAUAAAUUAAUUAGAAAAAAAAUUCAAAAUUAUUUAUCUGAUUUAUUGAAAAUUAGUUAUAAAUGGGGACCUUAUUUAGAAGUUGGAUUAAUUGUUACGAUCACAACAAUAUUAAAUUUCCCUUUAGAAAUUUCAAAAUUAUCAUUAAGUUCAUAUCUUAUAUUAUUAUUUAAAGAAUGUUCACCAGAUAAUAUUGAAGAUCAAAUAAAUUCAUCAAAUUUUUUAUGUUCAAAUUCAAAAGGUUUUAUACUGAUAAAAUUAUUAUAUAUAUUAAUUCAAGGAUUUUUUUUAUCAAGUUAUACAUUUGGAGUAGAUUUACCUGGAGGUAUAUUAAUGCCUUCAUUAGUUUUAGGUGCUACAACUGGUAGAUUUUUAGGAAUUAUAAGUCAAGUAUUACAAUCAAAAUUUAAUUGGGAAUCUUUAGCAACAUGUACUGAAAAAUCUUGUUUAGUUUCUCCAUCAAGUUAUGCAGUUAUAGGAGCUGCAUCAUUUAUGACAGGUAUAACAAAAUUAACUAUGACUGUUGUUGUAAUAAUGUUUGAAAUGACUGGUGCUAUAUCUUAUGUUUUACCAAUAAUGUGUGGAGUAAUGACUUCAAAAUUUGUUAAUGAUUGGUUAAGUCCUUUAAAUAUUUAUGAUAAUUGGUUACAAUAUAAUUUUAAUCAAAAUAAUGAUGAAAAUAGUUUAGGAUUAAUUAAUGAAAAUAAAGGUACAGGAUUAGUAAGUUUUAGUUCUUUGACAACUACAAUAAAAUCAAAAUUACCAGAUGUUACAGUUAAAUCUUUAAUGGUACCAUUGGAAAAAGUUAAAUGUCUUUGUUUAAUAUCUCAAGAUGAACCAUAUACUCAAAUUUCAUUAAUAAAAUUUAUGAAUGAUGAUAAUCAUGAAGGAUAUCCAUUAAUUGUAAAUUAUUCAAAUCCAAUAUAUAUUGGAUAUGUUAAAAAAUCAGAAAUUUAUAAUAAAAUUCAAAAUAUUAACAAUCCAAAUCAAUCAAUUUCAUUUCAAAUUCAAAAUUUAUCAAAACAAAUAUUAUCAAUGCAAUUACAUUAUGAAAGAAAUUUAAAAGAUUAUAUAGAGGUUGAACUAAAUAUAGAGUCAUCAAUAUUUUAUACAAAUGAAUUAUCACCAUCAAUAUUAAUAUUAGAACAAUUUGAAAAAUUAUAUUUAAAUAAUUUAAUAAUAUUAGAUGAAUCAUAUGAAGAAAUGAAAGGAUUUAUUGAUAGAUUUAUUUUAACAAAUCAAAUUUUAAAAAAUUUUAAUACAAUUAUGAAAAAUACAGAUUCGGAUAAAGAUGAUUUUGAAUUUAUAAAUCGAGAUAUUGAUAAUGAAUUUGAUUUAGAAAAUGGUAUUGGUGGUAGUGGUAAUGGUGGAAGUAUGUCUAAUACAAGAGUUGAUGAUAAUUAUGAUGAAAUUAUGAAUUUACGAUAUAAUAGGAAAAGUAUAGAAUUGAUUACUUAA
Messenger RNA from Lodderomyces pseudojiufengensis, 2598 nucleotides. RefSeq lists its product as uncharacterized. NCBI's taxonomy places the organism in Eukaryota, Fungi, Ascomycota, Pichiomycetes, Serinales, Debaryomycetaceae. Gene Ontology annotation, biological process: transmembrane transport; chloride transport. Bases 1 to 2598 code for a protein of 865 amino acids. The record is from RefSeq and is a predicted model, not a curated record. Gene Ontology annotation, cellular component: early endosome; Golgi apparatus; membrane. The transcript has a single exon. Gene Ontology annotation, molecular function: voltage-gated chloride channel activity.